Messenger RNA from Brassica rapa (field mustard), 1443 nucleotides. Its product is annotated as epithiospecifier protein. The record is from RefSeq and is a predicted model, not a curated record. Gene Ontology annotation, cellular component: cytosol; nucleus. Gene Ontology annotation, molecular function: protein binding; enzyme regulator activity. Gene Ontology annotation, biological process: nitrile biosynthetic process. Lineage: Eukaryota; Viridiplantae; Streptophyta; Magnoliopsida; Brassicales; Brassicaceae.
UUCACUUCUGUUUUUGACAAAAAUACACAUGCAUUAUGUUCACAACGAUUCACAAGCACCACACAAUUGGAAAUAUCUUGACGUAGAUUUUUAGCCUAUAAAUAGAACAGCGGGGAAAGAAGAUGAAAGACACAAACAAAUACACAAAAACCGAAUAGUGCAGCUAUGGCUCCGAGUGUGCAAGGCGAGUGGAUCAAGGUCGAGCAGAAAGGAGGACAGACACCAGGACCGAGAAGCUCACAUGGCAUAGCCGUGGUCGGAGACAAGCUCUACUCGUUUGGUGGCGAGUUAACUCCCAACAUUUCCAUCGACAAGGACCUUUACGUCUUUGACUUCAACACUCACACUUGGUCAAUCGCUCCGUCCAAGGGAGUAGCCCCUGACGUCAAGGCCUUGGGCACCCGCAUGGUGUCCGUGGGAACUAAGCUCUAUCUAUUCGGAGGCCGCGACGAGAAUAAAAAGUUCGAUGACUUUUACUCGUACGAUACGGUGACAAAUGAAUGGACAAAAAUUACCACUCUGGAUCAAGAGGGAGGACCCGAGGCUCGAACUUACCACUCCAUGGCUUCGGAUGAAAACCAUGUGUAUGUAUUCGGUGGAGUGAGCAAAGGAGGGACCAACAAGACACCCUUUAGGUUCAGGACCAUCGAGGCCUAUAACAUUGCUGAUGGGAAAUGGGCUCAGCUUCCUGAUCCUGGUGAGCAGUUCCCAAGGUUCGAGAGAAGAGGAGGAGCUGGAUUCGUUGUGGUGCAAGGAAAGAUUUGGGUGGUUUACGGGUUUGCAACUUCUCCUGAUCCUAAUGGGAAAAAUGACUAUGAGUCCGACCAAGUGCAGUUUUAUGACCCGGCUACUCAGAAAUGGACCGAAGUGGAAACUAAAGGAGACAAACCUUGUGCGAGGAGCGUGUUUGCACAUGCGGUUGUGGGGAAAUAUAUACUGAUAUUUGGAGGAGAGACCUGGCCGGACCCAAAGGCACAUUUGGGACCAGGGACGUUGUCUGAUGAAGGGUUUGCGUUAGACACUGAGACACUGGUGUGGGAGAGGUUUGGAGGAGGAGCUGAACCGGGUCAACUUGGUUGGCCCGGUUACACGACUGCCACCGUGUAUGGAAAGAAAGGUCUCCUCAUGCAUGGUGGAAAACGUCCGACCAACAACCGAACCGAUGAGCUUUACUUCUACGCAGUUAAUUCUGCGUAAUCAAUGCUCCCACCCUCGUGGUAUGUUUGUGUGGUUAAAAUUAUAUGCACCAAUAAAGGUUUGUGAGACCUACGAAAACAGCCAAUUUAUCUACCUGUUGCUGAUUGUGGUAUCUUAUUAAAUCGAAUUAUGUGUGUUUGUGGUUUGGAAAUUGCUGUAUUUGGGAUAAUAUCUUUCCUUGUGUGUAAUUCUAAUAAUAAUUAUAUGAUAGUAUGAAAUUAUCUAUAAAUUUGUUGCAUCAUUUAA